UGCAGGAGGAAGAUCCGAUGUACCGGCACCAAGCCAUGCCCGCACUGCAUCCGAGACCACACGAGCUGCAUCUUUGCUGCUCCGCACAAACGGGGACGGAAACCCCGAGCGGAGAUGGCGACGACACCCAUCUCCUUGAGCAAUGACCAGCAUACAAUCGAUGAAGCAGUCGAGACCCACCCCGGCUCGGAAGUCAGAGAUCGCCAGACUGACCUACCGUCGUCGCCAGGCCUCUUCGACCUGGCCGGGGCGAACGCUCGGGUAAACGCAGCGAGGGAGCCCGCAUCCCACGCAUCACUGGAAGGUAUCAAUGAUCUCGAGGGCCACUAUGUUGGUCCGGCCUCGGGGGUCUCCUUCCUGGCCUGUGUCCGGGAGCGCCUCCGGUCCAGCGAGGGCUCGCAAUCCGCCUUCACCUUUGGCGAUGCGCCGCUGCCGGAGUACGACGACGCCACGCCCUCCGUCAUGCUCUCUGUCAAGGAGAGCACCAUCCUGUUCCGGCGGUUCUUCGACUUCACCGUGCCGAUCGAUCGGAUGGUGCACCAGCCGAUGGUCGAGGAGUGGCUCUGCGAGUUCCACGAGACGAUGGGCUCCAUGCGACAUGCCGUGGAUGCCCCCGCCCGGCGCGCCGUCCUCUGGAUGAUCUUUGCGAUGGCGCAGGAGCAUCUCAACCAAGAUCCGCUCCCGAACGGUGAGGACAGAAGUAUUCGGUACUUCCUCGCCGCCGACUAUCAGCUCGCCAGGGAACGGGCGACCGUCUGCCUGGCCAGCGUGCAGGCGCGUCUCUACCAAUGCUUCUGGCUGCUGGCCCGGUCCCGAGUCAACCAUUGCUGGAGUCUAUUCGGCACGACUGCCCGCCUGGCGCUGGCGUUAGGGCUGCACCGGAAGCGCAUCAUCAACCCCCCCGCGGAUAGUCCGGCAAGUCGCAUCACUCUUGACUGCCGCCGCCGCACCUUCUGGACUGCUUACUGCCUGGACAUCCACCUCUGCCUGACGCUGGGCCGACCGCGCAUCUUCCACGACGAAGACAUCGAUCAGGAGCUGCCCGCGGACCACAGUCUCGUUGACGAGCCCGUCGACCUCCAAUUCACGGUGCCCACGGGCUACUCGGUGAUGAUGGCGCCAGUCCUAUACUACCGACUUCAUCGGGUCCUCGGACUAAUCCUGCGCCACCUCUAUGCAAUCCGCCCCAUCGCCUUGGCUGACCAAUGCCGCCUGGCCAAAGAGUUUUCGGAUCGGCUGUCGCAGUGGCGCCACAGCUUGCCGGGCUUUUUGCAGUUGCACAGCGGGAGCACGGCGCCGCAGCUGCCCAUCCUGCAACGACAGCGAGACGUCCUGAACCUGACCUACUGGCACGCCGUCAUCCUCACCAACCGACCGCUGCUGCUGACGAAUUUCGUGACCGGGCGGGACGGCGGUGGUGGUGGCGUGGUGGUGAACGAUGGCAUCAGCAAGUGCUUGCAGGCGGCGCUGUGCAUCGCCGACCGUAUCUAUCACAUGUUUCAGACCAGUUCAAUGUAUCGAUCGUUCUGGGCAACCUGCUACUAUGCCUUCACGGCCGCGACGGUGCUAUUCGUCCACACGAUCCAGCAGGCGGCUGCCCCGGUCGAGAUCUACUAUCAGCACCUUAACGCGGCGACACGAUGCUGCGAACAGCUGACGCGGUUUGUGCACGACAGCCCCUUGGUGGCCCAGUACGUGGCGGUGCUGGAGGAGCUCCGUCAGGAAGGGUUGCGC
Aspergillus fijiensis CBS 313.89 is the source of this 1734-nucleotide messenger RNA. RefSeq names its product fungal specific transcription factor domain-containing protein. Gene Ontology annotation, cellular component: nucleus. Gene Ontology annotation, molecular function: zinc ion binding; DNA-binding transcription factor activity, RNA polymerase II-specific; sequence-specific DNA binding. Gene Ontology annotation, biological process: positive regulation of transcription by RNA polymerase II; DNA-templated transcription. The record is from RefSeq and is a predicted model, not a curated record. The annotation marks the transcript as partial. Lineage: Eukaryota; Fungi; Ascomycota; Eurotiomycetes; Eurotiales; Aspergillaceae. The transcript has 4 exons.